AUUUAAAAGAGUUUUAAUUUAAACAAUUUUUUUUAUCAAAAUUUAGCAAUUUUUUAUGCAUAACAAUGUCGUUGGGAAAAGUGCAUCGUGAAUGGUCGCGUUCGAUCAAAGUACUCCCUAAACAUAAUCUUGUUGUGCGCCCUGGGCCGCAUUUGAAGAAGUUUAUUCCCUCAUAUGAACAAGAUUCCAGUCCUGAGUGCAUGAAUAUGAUUAUUGGCUGGGAAUACGCCCGAAUGUGGUUGCGUGAACGCGACGAAUUCAGAAAGUUGCGGGAUAGAGCUGCAAAGCCACAAUUCAUUGAAAACGACUAUGAAUGGUGGCUGAAGCUGAGGAAAACCAACAAGCGAUUCUGUUGCAUCACCUAAGGCUACAAAGGUGUAGGCGAAAUUCUAUAAAAUUGUAUUACAAAAUCACUCAGUAUUUACAUAUUUUAAUGAAAAUAAAUUAGCUACAUGAGAAAUAA
Messenger RNA from Scaptodrosophila lebanonensis, 463 nucleotides. RefSeq lists its product as uncharacterized. The record is from RefSeq and is a predicted model, not a curated record. The coding region runs from base 66 to 365 and encodes 99 amino acids. Lineage: Eukaryota; Metazoa; Arthropoda; Insecta; Diptera; Drosophilidae. The transcript has 2 exons.